Topomyia yanbarensis is the source of this 905-nucleotide messenger RNA. RefSeq lists its product as uncharacterized. NCBI's taxonomy places the organism in Eukaryota, Metazoa, Arthropoda, Insecta, Diptera, Culicidae. The transcript is spliced from 2 exons. The coding region runs from base 1 to 834 and encodes 277 amino acids. The record is from RefSeq and is a predicted model, not a curated record.
AUGCCUCCUGUUAUAGUUGCCGACUUUAAACAAACUAUAAACUGGAUAACUCACAAUCAGGAUGAAUGGGAUGAAGUUAAACAUAAAUGGAAAAAUACAAGUGCACAGAGGAUUUACGAAUUAUUAAAACUCAAAAACCGCACUGCUUCGUUGCUAUUAUCUGAGUAUCCAGUCUUUAGAAACCAUCAAGGAUAUCAAUUGAUACAAAUAGACUUUCAGCUGCAAUUUCCUGAUAAAGAAAAACUCCUUUUCGAUCGCUGGUCGAGUUUUCUAAAAGGAAUUCGUCAUAUCUUGCAGGUUGAAGUUUCAGAUACAGAAGGAAAAGCAUUGCUUGAGCUUCUUAAAGCCGAUGAUAUAUCCGUUGAUGGUCAAUCCUUGAUUACUGUUUGGUUGUUGGCUCACGUACUGCCUAGCCCCCUAUUGAUCUGUUCGGGAAAACGACGAUGGAAACCUUCGAUUCUUGAAUCCCGAGACAGCAUCGUAGUACUUGUUAAAGACCUGUCAGAGCUACAAGCAACAAUUGCUAAACUAUUUAGCUCCUGGCGUGAUUACGACAUAGCAUCAACCCCCUUCAUAGUUGUUCAUGGAGAAGAUUUAAAACAUCCCACAGGAUUCACAGUGUGGAAUAACGUGGUGUCGUAUAAGCUUCCUAGUUUUCAAAAAGCACUGGACAUAUGCUUGAAGCUCUAUAAAUCAUAUUCUCUUGAUUUUCCACGACAGACCGCUUCUGUUUGGCAUUUACUGGCAUGUUAUUUGUACGAUUUUACUCUCCCGAGUGAACAAACCAACAUCACGGCUAUGGUUACAGCUAUUCGUGCAAAAGCAUCGUCAUGAUUUCUUGUAUUGUACCGCAAUGUCCAUGGCAAUCGAAGUUUUUACAUCGUUUUUAUGAUCAUUUAAAUAAA